Lactuca saligna is the source of this 1119-nucleotide messenger RNA. Lineage: Eukaryota; Viridiplantae; Streptophyta; Magnoliopsida; Asterales; Asteraceae. The record is from the annotation of a GenBank genome assembly.
CAAAGUUUUGGUACAAGUUAAAAACUUCAUGGUAGGUGUCAUAUCAGGUAGGGGCGAAACCAAAACCAGCUGCGGCUGCCAUUCCGCAAUCUCGUUUCCUCCAAUAAUUCGAUAAACAAAUCAAUCCCCAAUUCCCUCCAGAUAACACUAUCCCACCCUCCAUUAUCACCACCCUUGUUCCUACAACUAAUUCACCUCACAGUCUGCUCCUCCCUUUUUUUCUGGGAAUGGAGCUCGAGUAAUUUUUGCUGAAAUGGGUGAUUUAAUUUUGUGAUCCGGGUUAGAAUUCAUUCUGUAUUUGAAGUAUGAUACUACAGAGUUCUUUCACGUCCUGGAUCGAUCACUUCCUUGAUUACAUGGGUGGUUGCUUUGGUUGCUGUUCAAAUUCACCACCAAUUACUGCUGUUGAUGAGCCAUCAAAGGGUCUUAAAAUACAAGGCCAAACUGUGAAAAAAUCCAUUUUUUCAGAUGAUUUUUGGAGCACAAGCACUUGUGAUAUUGAUUUUGGCGCGUUUCAGUCUCAAAGAAGCUUAUCAUCUAUCAGUAUCUCAAAUACAAGUCUCAGCCAAUCAGGUGGCGCCACCUGUACUGGGAUCCAGCCAGAAUUCAUUAACCAUGGUUUGCUUGAGUGGAAUCAAACAAGGCUACAAUGGGUUGAAAGUGGAAAGCCCAACAAAAGAAAAGCUCAAGAACCCGUUUUAAGCUGGAACGCCACUUACGAAAACUUACUCGGUACCAGCAGACGCUUUCCUCAGUCAAUUCCUCUCGGUGAAAUGAUCAAAUCAUCGCCAAAAGCUCAUCAAAUUUGCUGUUUUUAAGCAUGGGGAUUAUACUAAACUACUACAUUAAUGUUUUAUCUUUGAAAGUAAAAAAAGGAAGGAUAUAACUUGUAGACUUUUGAUACCUCAAAAGGGUGUAAAGUGGAUAGAUAUAUAUCGAAUUUGAUUGUAUUUGUGUUGUAUAUCAGUAUAUGUAUGCAUCAAAUUGGAUUUAUGUAUUAAUUAUAUGUGUAUAUAUAUCUUAAAUUCUGGUUGAUGAUAAUUAGAUGAAUAAUGUAUUUAGCAUAAGAAAAGCGAGCAAUGUAUAAGAAUUCUGUUAAAUUAUUAAAGUAUUUACGAG